Paramecium tetraurelia is the source of this 1407-nucleotide messenger RNA. RefSeq lists its product as uncharacterized. The transcript is spliced from 3 exons. Lineage: Eukaryota; Ciliophora; Oligohymenophorea; Peniculida; Parameciidae. The record is from RefSeq and is a predicted model, not a curated record.
AUGUUAUAAUUGAAAAAAGAAUAAUUUCGAUAAUAAAUAAGGAGACAACGUUUAGAUGCUCAUUUGAUGUAAGCUAGACGUCAUAUGCUAUCUAUUACUUAAACACAUUAAAAUGAAUUGCAUAUCAAUAGCAAUGGCUCACCACCUAAGCCAGAUUAAAUUUUUAUCACCAAAGAUAUCGCUUCAAUAAUGUCCACUAUUUUCAAUAGCGAACUAACAAACUCAAGUUUAGAGUAGUUAUAAUAAAUAGUGGAUUCAUCAGAGCAAGAGGAAUUGGAAAAUACCUUUGUGCAAUAUUUUCUUGGUUAAAGAUUAUUGUAGGCUUACGAGAAGGAAUAGGAUCUUAAUCAAAUCACUGAACUUCAAUACAUUAUAGGAUCCAUAGCUAAGAAGUCUUAAAUCUGCAAAUGUAGGCUCUUAGAAUUGAAUACUUUUUAAAGUGCACUUAAGGUGUUAAACUUUGAAAUAGAGUAUGAUGACUACUGCAUGUUAUCAUUAGUGUACUUAAUUACUAUUUUUGUAGAAUCAGAUGCUCAUAGUUAUUCGGAUCAGAACAAGCUGCUCUUAUUAACAAUUUUAGAAAAACUUUGUAAGAAAUUAGUUCUCAUAAAUUAUAUGGAUAUGGAUAUUGAAUCAGAAGAGGAGACAUCGAAUGAGGUUUAACAUUCUCUUCUCUCUUAAAUCUUUUAUUUCCUUAGUUGUUUCAUUCAAAAUUCAUAAUUCGCUUUUAAUAUCACUCAUUAUUAAAAUAUCUGGAAAAUUGUUUAAUAAACAGCAUUCGUAUUAUAAGAUGCAUCAUCUUUAAGAUUGAAUGCUUUAUAAGUGCUUGCUGAAAUAUCAAAGUAAUCAGAUAAAUAAAAAUUGAGUAUUCUUCAAAAAAGCCCUUAAAUAUUGUUUUAGUUAGUGGAAGUCUUGGAAUUUCACAUUGCUUAUAAUUCAAUUAACAAUUGUAUUCGUUUGCAAGCAUCAUUAACUUUGAAAAAUUUAGUUUCUAUAAAAAAUUGUUAAAUAAUGAAUGAUAUUCACUCCAACAAAAUACCUAUUAACUUUUUAGAGAUAGUGAAAUUAGAAGAGCAUCAGAAAGUACUUUACCAUUAAAUUGAAGCAUUUUAUUAUAUUUGUGACUAAAGUACCUUGGAAGAUUGCCUUGAGAUUUACGAAAAUGGAUUAAUGAGCCUAAUUGUGUCUAACUUUUAAGAAAUCAAAGAUACCAAUAAUUUUGCGUUGUGUAAAUCUUUAUUAAAAUUAACUUAUGCUAUCAUGAAACAUAGUGAAUUUGAGUAGAAACUUAGCGAUUAUUUUAGAUAAUACAAUCUGUUGUAAUUUCUAAAUGAUAUAGGCGUAUAAAGUCAAAAUUAGAAUAUUAUAAAAAGAGCAACCAAAAUCUUAAAUUACUUUAAUAAUUGA